Molecule: messenger RNA, 2698 nt
Organism: Electrophorus electricus (electric eel)
Lineage: Eukaryota; Metazoa; Chordata; Actinopteri; Gymnotiformes; Gymnotidae
Gene: taf5
Product: TAF5 RNA polymerase II, TATA box binding protein (TBP)-associated factor
Biological process (GO): transcription initiation at RNA polymerase II promoter
Cellular component (GO): transcription factor TFIID complex
Molecular function (GO): protein binding; RNA polymerase II general transcription initiation factor activity
Source: RefSeq, a predicted model, not a curated record
AAAAUGGCGACUGUGCAAGAUGGACCCACCGAUCCGGAGAGCGAGAAAGAAACCAAACCCGACAUUCUGAGCGAUGGGUCAGCAAAUCUCCCUGGGUUAACAAGCGGGGCACUUUCCACGUCGCCAGUUACAGCCCCGUCGACAGGAACGUCGAAACCCGAAGACCAGCAAACUUUACUCGCCGUGCUACAGUUUCUCAAGAGGAAUAACCUCACGGAGUCGGUCGACAUCCUUCGCCGUGAGGCGGGUUUAUCGGAUGAGGCCGACGACACGCAGGGAGCCGAAGCCGGCGGAGGUGGACUGGGCACAGGGGCGAGUGUCGGAGCUGAGAGCGGAGAUGCAAACUCUCUGCUCAGUCGUGUGUCCAUUGGUACAGGCGCCUCCCAGAACACCGUGGCUUCUACGCCUGCUAAAGGUGGCGAGGACCAGCCAGAUGUCAGCGUUGUCCUUUCUGCGUACAGCCAGCAGGGGGACCCUUCUUUGUAUCAAGUGUACUACAGCGGAUUGAAAAAGUUUAUUGAGUCGGUGCUCGACUGUCAUAGGGCCGAACUUUCGCAGGUGUUCUAUCCACUCUUCGUUCACAUGUACCUGGAACUAGUCUACAACAACUACGAAAAUGAAGCAAAAGCUUUCUUCGAAAAGUUCAGCGGGGACCAGGAGUGUUACUACCAGGAUGACCUGCGUGUGCUCUCGGGCCUGACCAAGAAGGAACACAUGAAGGGCAACGAGACGCUGCUGGACUUCCGCACAAGCCGGUUCGUGCUGCGCAUCUCGCGUGACUCCUAUCAGCUGCUCAAGAGGCACCUGCAAGAGCGUCAGAAUAACCAGAUCUGGAACAUCAUCCAGGAGCACCUGUACAUCGACAUCUUCGACGGCAUGCCGCGCAGCAAGAGCCAGAUAGACAGUAUGUCUGGGAGUCUGGCGGGGGAAGCCCGGCGAGAUGCCAACAAAACCAAGGUGUUCUACGGGCUGCUGAAGGAGCCGGAGAUCGAGGUGCCCCUGGAUGACGAGGACGAGGAGGCAGAAAACGAGGAGGGCAAGCCCAAGAAGAAGAAGCCAAAGAAGGACAGCAUGGGCUCGAAAAGCAAGAAGCAAGACCCCAACGCCCCACAGCAAAACAGGAUUCCCCUUCCAGAACUGAAGGACUCGGAUAAACUAGAUAAAAUCAUGUACAUGAAAGAGACCACCAAGAGACUCAGGCUCAGCCCGGAGACCCUGCCCUCGAUAUGCUUCUAUACUUUCCUCAACGCUUAUCAGGGCCUGACGGCAGUGGACUUCACCGACGACUCCAGCCUGAUAGCUGGAGGCUUUGCCGAUUCCACGGUGCGCGUGUGGAGUGUCACGCCCAAGAAAUUGCGCAAAGUCAAAUCAGCAGCAGACCUCAGCCUGAUAGACAAGGAGUCCGACGACGUGUUGGAGAGAAUCAUGGACGAGAAGACGGCCAGUGAGCUUAAGAUCAUGUACGGCCACAGUGGGCCGGUGUACGGCAUCAGCUUCAGCCCAGACAGGAACUACCUGCUGUCCAGCUCUGAAGACGGCACGGUCAGGUUGUGGAGCCUACAGACAUUCACCUGCCUAGUCGCGUAUAAGGGACACAACUACCCAGUGUGGGAUACCCAGUUCUCCCCAUAUGGAUAUUACUUUGUGUCUGGAGGGCAUGACAGAGUAGCACGCCUGUGGGCGACUGACCACUACCAGCCACUGCGCGUGUUUGCCGGACACCUUGCCGACGUCACCUGCACCCGAUUCCACCCCAACUCCAACUACAUGGCCACGGGUUCAGCAGACCGAACCGUCCGUCUCUGGGAUGCCCUAAAUGGGCAGUGCACCCGUAUUUUCACCGGCCACAAGGGACCCAUCCACUCCCUGGCGUUCUCACCCAAUGGCAAGUACCUGGCAUCUGGCUCGACGGACGGCAGGGUUCUGCUGUGGGACAUUGGUCACGGCCUUAUGAUCGGAGAAUUGAAGGGACAUACGGACACAGUCUACGCGCUGAAGUUCAGCCGAGAUGGCGAGAUCCUUGCAUCAGGCUCCAUGGACAACACCGUGCGGUUGUGGGACGCCAUCAGAGCAUUUGACGACGUGGAAACGGACGAUUUCACAGCUGCCACUGGUCACAUACACUUGUCUGACAACUCGCAGGAGUUGCUGCUGGGAACAUAUCUCACCAAGUCUGCACCAGUCAUUCACGUCCACUUCACCAGACGCAACUUGCUCCUGGCUGCCGGCGCAUAUAACCCACAGUGACGGCCCUAACAUAACUCACACAGUUCAGUAGUGCAGACGCAUUGAUCUUCAAGUCACUACGUCCCAGCAAUGCCACAUGCGUAUGAUGUAUAAUUCAAAUGUUUUGCUCAACCAUACCUCUUAACGGGACAUUCGAAUGAGACUGUGAGACCUUGAUUAGGUUGUCAAUCACAUAUUUCCAUUAGUGAGUCAUAUUGAGUUGUACUGCACACAGAACAGAUAUCAAGUCAUGCACUUCAGCCUCCAAGUAACUAUUUUUUGAAUACUGUCCUCAUCGCACUGACUCUAGGAGUAGCUGUACAUAUGCAAGUGUGAACCUCAGUCCUUAAGCUGCAAGUUUUGUUUCUGUUUACACAUCACUGCCACCCACUGCUUGGGUUUGUGCCCCAGCCUAUCAAUCUGUACAGUCUUUUAUAAUGGAGCCCAAUGUGUAAAUAAAACGUUUUCUAAA